Molecule: messenger RNA, 5415 nt
Organism: Pseudophryne corroboree (corroboree frog)
Lineage: Eukaryota; Metazoa; Chordata; Amphibia; Anura; Myobatrachidae
Product: zinc finger protein 345-like
Exons: 7
Coding region: 31-2517 (828 amino acids)
Biological process (GO): regulation of transcription by RNA polymerase II
Molecular function (GO): DNA-binding transcription factor activity, RNA polymerase II-specific; RNA polymerase II cis-regulatory region sequence-specific DNA binding
Source: RefSeq, a predicted model, not a curated record
CACAGAGCUCCGCCCCCGGUCUCCUCCAGGAUGGACAAAGACAGGAGUCACAGGACUGAGAGGAUAAUAAAUAUCACCCUGGAGAUCAUUUACCUGCUGACUGGGGAGGAUUACACAGUAGUGAAGAAGACAUCCAAUGAGUGUGAGAUACUCAACAGCCAUCCCUGUGUGUUAGGAGGUCUGAGUAGAACCCAGAGCCACAUCCCAGUGCCUCCACCUGACUCACUAAUACAUGAGAGACCCAAUGACCAAAAGAUCCUGGAACUCACCAACAAGAUCAUUCAGCUGCUGACUGGAGAGGAGGGGGAGUAUAUAGAGGAACACAGGGGUCUGUACAAGGACGUGAUGAUGGAGAAUCACCGGCCCCUCACAUCUCUGGAUAAGAGGAGACUGUCAUGUAUUGUACAGGGGAGAGCAGAAGGACCCAGUAACCGAGAUAUCUCAGAGAGAUGUCCCCGUCCUCUGUAUACCCAGGACUGUACAGAGGAGUAUCACAGGAUCCCACAGGAGGAUCAGGGUGAAGCCCAGUUAAAUAAUAUUAAAAUCAAAGAUACAGAGGGAGAAGUAGAGACGUAUGUGACUGAUAUGAAGGCAGAAGAUAUAGAGGGAGAAGAAGAGACGUAUGUGACUGAUAAAAAGGCAGAAGAUAUAGAGGGAGAAGAAGAGACGUAUGUGACUGAUAUAAAGGCAAAAGACAUAGAUGGAGAAGAAGAGACGUAUGUGACUGAUAUAAAGGCAGAAGAUAUAGAGGGAGAAGAAGAGACGUAUGUGACUGAUAUAAAGGAAGAAGAUAUAGAGGGAGAAGAAGAGACGUAUGUGACUGAUAUGAAGGCAGAAGAUAUAGAUGGAGAAGAAGAGACGUAUGUGACUGAUAUGAAGGCAGAAGAUACAGAGGGAGAAGAGACGUAUGUGACUGAUAUAAAGGCAGAAGAUAUAGAAGGAGAAGAGAUGUACGUGACUGAUAUGAAGGCAGAAGAUACAGAGGGAGAAGAAGAGACAUAUGUGACUGAUAUAGAGACAGAAGAUACAGAGGGAGAAGAAGAGACGUAUGUGAGGGGUGAUCAGCAGUGUAAGGAGGAGGAGAUCCCUACAGAUAUCAGCACAGCAGAUGGACACACAAGCAGAAAUAUCUCAGAAGGACAUGUAAUGUUAUCCCCGGAUUGUGACAUAAAAGAUAAUGACAGUAGACAGGAUUCUCCAGGAGAUAACCCCAUUACCCCAAUUAUACAUUCAGCUCUAUCAGCUGAUCCCCCUGAUCCUGGGAAAUGUUCUCCUGAUCACUCUGAUAUUGGUGCAUCUGUUAUAGCUCUGACAGAUAUAGUGUUUCCAUGUUCUAUAGAUACCAAAUGUUUUACACAGAACACAAAGUGUAUUAACCCACACACAGGUAAGGCAGGUGAAAGGCCAGUAUGUCCGGAGUGUGAGAAAUGUUUUACAUACAAAUCAGAUCUUGUUAUACAUCAGAGAAGUCACACAGGUGAGAAGCCAUUUCCAUGUUCUGAGUGUGGGAAAUGUUUUGCACGGAAAUCACGUCUUGUUAGACAUCCGAGAAGUCACACAGGUGAGAAGCCAUUUCCAUGUUCUGAGUGUGGGAAAUGUUUUACACAGAAUUCACAACUUGUUGCACAUCAGAGAAGUCACACAGGUGAGAAGCCAUUUCCAUGUUCUGAGUGUGGGAAAUGUUUUGCACAGAAAUCAGUUCUUGUUAAACAUAACAGAAGUCACACAGGUGAGAAGCCAUAUUCAUGUUCUGAGUGUGGGAAAUGUUUUGCAUACAAAUCAGCUCUUGUUAAACAUAACAGAAGUCACACAGGUGAUAAGCCAUUUCCAUGUUCUGAGUGUGGGAAAUGUUUUGCACACAAAUCAGAUCUUGUUAUACAUCACAGAAGUCACACAGGUGAGAAGCUGUUUCCUUGCUCCGAAUGCGGGAAAUGUUGUGCAAGUAAAUCACAUCUUGUUAUACAUCACAGAAGUCACACAGGUGAGAAGCCAUUUUCUUGCUCUGAGUGCGGGAAAUGUUUUACACAAAAAUCACAUCUUGUUACACAUCACAAAAGUCACACAGGUGAGAAGCCAUUUCCAUGUUCUGAGUGUGGGAAAUGUUUUGCACAAAAAUUACAUCUUGUUAUACAUCACAGAAGUCACACAGGUGAGAAGCCAUUUUCUUGCUCUGAGUGUGGGAAAUGUUUUACACGGAAAUCACAUCUUGUUACACAUGAGAGAAGUCACACACGUGAGAAGGUAUUUUCUUGCUCUGAGUGCGCGAAAAGUUUUACCUGGAAAUCCCACUUUGUUAUACAUCAGAGAAGUCACACAGGUGAGAAGCCAUUUUCUUGCACUAAGUGUGGGAAAUGUUUUACACGGAAAUCAAAUCUUGUUACACAUUACAGAAGUCACACAGGUGAGAAGGCAUUUCCAUGUUCUGAGUGCUGGAAAUGUUUUACACGGAAAUCAUAUCUUCUUAGACAUCAGCGAACUCACACAGGUGAGAGGCCAUUUAUAUACUCUGAGAAAUAAAUCAGCUCUUGUUGCACAAAUUAGACAUCACUCAGGUGAGGAACCAUUUUAAUCUUCUGGAGUAUACUCAUCAUUGCCAUGCAUUGUUCUUCAAGGUUCUUAUCCUAUCUCCUAUGCUUUUUGCAAUAUACAUGCUACCACUGGGUGUUAGGGUCUCCUGCCCUGUACUGCCACGUCGUCAUGGCAACCGGGAGACAAGUGCUAGCGGAGUAACCUGAGCGCAGCUGAUACUCCGGUUCGGGUCUUUUGCUGUGCAGUGGUUACAGGCUCUGUGCACGGCAGGGGAUCCGGUGCUGGUUUUUGUGCUCAGUCUGUGAGUUCUGAGUGGGGCGUGGACAGCACCUGCUUUAUAAGGCCUCUUCUCAGGUUAAGCAGAUGCUGCUGAAUCUUUGUUGGUUAGUCAGUUCCUGAAAGUUAGCCAGUACUGUGUAGCUUUGUAUUUGUUGUUGCUUACUGCAAAUAGGCCUGGGGAUUUGGUACUACACUCUGCCAAUCCAGACCUAGCAGUAAGACUGGAGUCAGUCGUUUAGCUUGCUGGGGUUCUUUUACUACUCUGUGAACUUAGCAAGUUUGCGGCUGUAUUCUAAGACUUGCCUGCCUAAAUUCUGUCUCACUGUGCAAGGUGUUCAGGUGUCAGCUUAGUGGCAGUAAGCUGAACCUGUGCACUGCAAGUGAGAAUUAGGAUUGUGGAGACUCUCCUUGUAUCUAUCAUUCCAUCUCUGACCAAGGAGUUUACUGGCACACCCGUUGGUAACCCUUUAGGGUUUUGCUGUUUCCCUUAGCAACAGCAUUUCGGGUUCUCUACGUAUUAAAACACAACAUCUUGCUUUUCCCAUCUGAGCAUUACUAAUACUAGGGAGACACCCAGUUCCUUAGCCUCUGGGCUUCUCUGUUCACUUUGUGUGUAUUUUGUUACCCUAUCACCUUCUGUGUACGUAAUGUCAUAUUCCCCAGUCUGUCUGUGAGUUCAUUUGUUUUGCAUACCUAUCCGUUCAGACACCAGUACAUUCCUGCAGGCACUGGUGUGCAUAACAGUUCAAACACCAGUACAUUCCUGCAGGCACUGGAGUGCAUAACAGUUCUGGCACCAGUACAUUCCUGCAGGCACUGGUGUGCAUAACAUAUUCAGCAGCCUAAUACUCCUGUUGAAAUUUUGUGGGAAUAUGGAGCAUACCCCUCAAAAUACGUUGCAACAGGUGGUCGAUCAGGUGCAGGUCCUGACUCGACAAUUUAAUGAUUUGUCCAUUAAAAUGCACACCUCCCAGGCCGCUGGCGGAGCUCCCGCAGCAGCAGCACCUUCAGGGGUUAAGGAGCCGAAAGUAAAUCUCCCGGAUCGUUUUUCUGGAGAUCGCUCGCAGUUCUUUUGUUUCAAGGAGAGCUGGAAGCUAUACUUCCGGCUUAGGCCUCAGUCUUCUGGGUCGGAGAUUCAGCGGGUGGGCAUAGUGAUUUCCUUGCUACAAGGAGACCCACAGGUCUGGGCAUAUGGGUUGCAGCCUGAAUGUCCGUCGCUUAAAAGUGUUGAUGCUUUUUUUACGGCACUGGGCAUGUUGUAUGAUGACCCUGACAAGACGGCCUCAGCCGAGGCUCAGAUUUCGAUCCUUAAGCAAGGGCGAAGGCCAGUUGAGGUUUACUGUACGGAGUUUCGGAGGUUGGCUCAUGAUACCCAGUGGAAUGACCCAGCCCUGAGACACCAGUACCGAAGAGGUCUUUCUAACCAGAUAAAGGACCAACUGGUACAAUAUCCCUUGCCUGAUAGCUUGGAUCAGCUCAUGCAGUUAUCCAUCCGGGUGGAUAGACGGCUGAGAGAGCGUAGGCUUGAAAGGGAGACUGAGGUUUCCUUCUUUCCCAAGGGAACCUCAGACUCUGAGGAAUUUUCCGAGGAGCCUAUGCAGAUUGGGGCUACCCGCCUCUCCUCGCGUGAGAAGAUGCGGAGGAGACAGCAGGGGUUGUGUUUGUACUGUGGGAAUAAAGGUCAUGUGGUAGUAUCAUGCCCAGAAAAGCCGGAAAACUUCAGGGCCUGAGGGUGAUGGGAAAUAUCCUGUCAGGGGAGGGGUCCUGGGGUGCACACCGGUAAUGAGAGGUGCGACCCUGCGGAGACCUUUCAGUAGAACUGCAUACAAAGAAAAAGGUUGCAGGUGCACAAUUCAAACAUUACCAAAUUAUUAAUAAUAAUAAUUGCAAUAAAAUUUUGCAUUUUAAGCGAGGUUCUUCGCUUAGUUAUGGCCAUAAGUAACGGCUUGCCCACCGCGUCCAGGUGACCUCAUUAGUCGGGCAAGUCCCUAACAUUUUGGGGGGUACAAAUCUAGGGUGCGGGACCCCCCAAAUAUCCUGUCAGGGCAGAAGUCAGAAUUUCCCAAGAAGACCUUUUAUCAUUCCGGUGACCUUGAAGAUCCUUGGUCAAACUGUCAAGACUGAGGCCUUUGUGGACAGUGGGGCCGACGGGGUUUUUAUGGACCGCCAAUUCGCCCUGAAACACUCUGUUCCCUUAGUACCCUUGGCAUCGGAAAUUGAGAUUUGUGGGUUAAACGGGGAUCCAUUAUCCCAAGGUAAAAUUACCUCUUGCACUAGCCAGAUUUCUUUGUUUAUUGGAGCCACACACUCUGAAAAAUUGUCCUUUUAUGUGACUGUCUGUACUUUUGCCCCCAUUGGUGUUGGGGUUACCAUGGUUAAGGGCCCACAAUCCUCAAUUUGACUGGGUCUCUGGGGAGAUUUUUAGUUGGGGUACUGAUUGUUUCAGGAGUUGCUUGAGCCUUCCAGUCAGGCUCUCGCAGUUAAGAUUGCCAGGGUGUUAUGCAGAUUUUGCGGACGUGUUCUCCAAAAAAGUUGCAGAGGUACUACCUCCCCAUCGCCCCUAUGACUGUGCCAUUGAUUUGUUGCCAAAUGCUAAGCUUCCCAAGA